UGGCACCAGACCACCAUAUGAAGCACAAUUACCAACAAUAGAAUUGUGAGGAUGAUGUCUCCUGUUAUUUUCAUCUUUUCUCUCCUUGUUUUCUCCUGCCAUGCUGCAGUGCAGGACUUCUGUGUGGGUGACCUCACAGCUCCGGAAAGCCCUGCAGGCUACUCUUGCAAGAAGCCUGCAAUGGUGACGGUGGCUGAUUUUGUUUACUCCGGCCUAGGCGUUGCCGGAAACACCUCAAAUAUUAUUAAAGCUGCAGUCACCCCGGCGUUUGCGGCGCAGUUUCCUGGUGUGAACGGGCUUGGAAUAUCUUUGGCUCGUCUGGACUUGGCGGCUGGUGGAGUUGUGCCAUUCCACACACAUCCUGGUGGUUCAGAAGUCCUACUUGUCGUUCAAGGGUCAAUCACCGCUGGUUUUGUUUCCACCGCUAAUAAAGUUUACUUAAAAACUCUGAAGACGGGUGACAUCAUGGUUUUCCCUCAAGGAUUACUUCACUUCCAAGUUAAUGCAGGAGGAACUAUUGCCAAAGCAUAUGCUAGCUUCGGUAGCGCAAGCCCAGGUCUCCAGAUUGUGGACUACGCUUUGUUUGCAAACGAUUUACCCACUCCAUUGGUAGCAGCAACUACUUUUCUUGACAUUGCUCAGAUUAAGAAGCUUAAGGGCGUUCUUGGGGGCACUAACUAAUUAAGCUCUCCCAAUAAUGAUCCCUUUGUUGUGAUUGAGAGUAGGAUUCUUCGAUCUAGUCAGUAGUUGUUUAAUUGUUUUCUUGGUUUAGUAAUGAAAGAGUCUUUGUAUUGUUUCUUCAAGUUUGAAUUGUAAUUGUAUGCUUAAUUAUUGAGUGCCUUCUGACUUUUAAAGCAAGGUUUCUGUAUUUCUGUCAGAGAAAAAUGCCUUUGAUAAUUGAGCAAGAUGAAUAAAUGCACCAUCUGUGUUUUGUGUUA
Messenger RNA from Corylus avellana, 938 nucleotides. RefSeq names its product auxin-binding protein ABP19a. Gene Ontology annotation, molecular function: manganese ion binding. Lineage: Eukaryota; Viridiplantae; Streptophyta; Magnoliopsida; Fagales; Betulaceae. The record is from RefSeq and is a predicted model, not a curated record.